GCUUGCUUGUGUCUUUAUUUGCUUUGUGCUACGCCAUUUGUGGUUUUGCCAGCGGUCUGAGUGCAUCACAAGCUUUCCAAGUCACCGCUGCGCCAACAAGUGCUGAACCUUUGUGCAGUAACGUGCGGCACACCUCAUUAUCAGCAUUACCAUCCCACUGCUCUAUUGAGUGCACUGCAUCGCGUGGUCACCGAACGCGUCUAAAAACCACUUCAGUCGCUGUAUAUUACGUGUGCAGCAACGGCUUGAAACCAUAUUAAAAUUUGUACCACAACUCGCAACCAUGCGCUGCAUCCUCAUCCUCGCCACAACGCAAGCGCUGCAGCCGCCCGCGCCCCGCGCGCUCAGGCAACCGCUGCACGCGACGAGCAACGCCAGCGAGGACCCGCUCCAAACGCUCCAAACGAACGUCGACGCGAUCUGGUCCCUGCCUGGCACCGGGCCCGCGAACGUCCGGUCGCGCAUGACGAGAGAACGCAAGGAAGCGACGCACGCGACGCUCUGGGGCAAAAAGGAGUGGGACCAGCAGAUCGCCUAUAGACACGGCCCGCACCGGCGCUACGCUAGAGUACUUGCCAGAUCGAUCUACUCGCCGCUCAUGCGUGGUUUAGCCCCCACAAUCGCGCUGCUCUCGGUGUGGUCGGUGUUCGUGUUUCAGAAAAAGCUGACGAUCACGGCGAACGGCCUCGGCUUUUUAGCGAGCCCGAUCGGGCUGUUACUCGCGUUUCGCGUGAACUCUUGUGUUUCGCGGUUCCACGCGGCGCGAGAGAUGUGGGGCCGAAUGACGUUUGCGUGUCGCGACGUCGCGUCGACGUUGUCCGCUUGUUCUGAAAUCGAUGCUGCGACGAAGGCGCGGUGCGGCGCGCUAUUGGCGGCCUACGCGUGGUGCGCCAAGGCCGCGUCGACCUUCGAGGAGGCUCCUUCACAAGUAGUGCGGACUUUACUCAAUGAGGAGGAUUCAACGACGGUGUUGAAGGCGCGCAAGCCCGCUCUGGCAUGUCUGUCUCUGGUAAGAAAGGCGACGAUCGCUUUGCCCUUAGGACACCACGUCGAGAAGGAGCUGUAUCAUUCGAUCUCGGACCUCAACUUAUUAUACGGCGGCAUCGAACGACUCAUCUCGACGCCCUUGGCGCCGAUGUACAUGCGCCACUAUCAACGGGGCUUACUAGCUUGGUUGUUUUUACUACCGUGCGGUCUCACGAAGGCCGGCUGCUCGACGGCGCUGAAGUUAGUCUGCGUCGUCGCGUCGGCGGCCUAUUUAUUUCUGGGCAUCGACGAGAUCGGGUUACAAAUAGAACAGCCGUUCUUCGUGAUGCCAGUGCACGCGCUUGCCGAAGGAUUGACUCGUGACGUCGUCGAGGAGUUACAACACUAAGUUUUA
Molecule: messenger RNA, 1381 nt
Organism: Pelagomonas calceolata
Lineage: Eukaryota; Pelagophyceae; Pelagomonadales; Pelagomonadaceae
Source: the annotation of a GenBank genome assembly